This is a messenger RNA of Miscanthus lutarioriparius, 480 nucleotides long. The record is from the annotation of a GenBank genome assembly. Lineage: Eukaryota; Viridiplantae; Streptophyta; Magnoliopsida; Poales; Poaceae.
AUGAGCAGAGUUAAAUUAUUUAUCUUCUGUGAGAAUUUGAAGGAUUUGAGGUUGGCACAUAUUAUAACUAUGCACACCGACGAUAAGGGUCUCCCAGCACCGACUGCGCAAGAGAUUGGACUCCGUUUUCUUUUGAGAAAGUGCAAAGCAUUAGAGAAACUUUGUCUGGACUAUGUUGUUGGUCUAGAUGAGGACGAGAUGAUUGCGCUGUUCCAGAACUGCAGCAACCUUAGAAGCCUUUCACUUCGCCUCAAGCCUCUGCGCCAACUGGACUGGGAUUUCAGGACACCACUGACUGAUGAGAGCCUUAAGACCCUUGGUCUAAGCUGCCCUAUGCUUGAGGUUGUUGAGUUGACCUUUACGUUUUGUUCGAGUAUGUAUCCAACAGAAAUAGGCUUCACAGUUCACACUAUGUGUUACAAUAAUAUUUCCAGAGCAGGUUACUGCUACUUUAACUCAGCUAAACAUCCAUUAUUCUGA